CACUUUUUUUUUCACAAAUGCCAAAGUGAACUCUUCCAGAUCUUGACAUGUUUCUCAGAAUUGAUCAUCUGGUGCUGGAGUGAACAUACUGUGCACCAUCGUGUGAUUUUCAUGCAUUGUAUAACAUGUUAAUACCGGGACCUAAAAUGUCCCAAAGUGAAAGGUGUACUUUACACUUACUGUUUGUGUGAAAUUGAGAUUAAAAUGCUUACAAUAAUUAGCAUCCAAGAGAAAAGGGCUAUUGUGUUUUCAGGGAUGCAAUGAAUACAAUCUUUUAAUCACUAUAUGCAAAGAAAGACCAAGUAAAAAUGUGGACUGGUACAUAAUCCUUAAAUGGAUUAGGUUGUGUAAAAUACUGUAAAGAAAUUUCUGUAAAGAAAUAGAGCAGAAACAUCAAAUCUGUUGUUGUAUGUAUAUUAACAACCUGUUUUGUCUCAGUCACAGCUGACCCAUGGAGGACAGAAAUGACAGUCCCAUGGCUGUGAAGGUGGAGGAGCAUUCUCGUUGUGUCAUUCUGACUUACUUCCAGGGGGACAUCAACAGCAUGGUGGAUGCUCACUUUACCCGUGCUCUCAGCAAAGUCUGUAAGGCCAAUGCACCCGUAGCAAAGAUGAAGAAAAUUCUUAAAACGAUUAAACUGGAGGAAUCCAGCCCCUGUCAGGGCAGUGCUGUUGACUGUUACUCAGAGUCACAGGUCCCUCCCCCUGAGCAUCUCCUGAACUUCAGCCCUGCAGAAGGCUCAUGGCACUCGUUUGCUGCCAGGGCAGCAGAGGGCCCCGGGUUGCAGUCCAUCGCCUACCCCCUGUCCUCCAAUGGGUUGAGUCUUACCGGACAGCAAUACGCCACAUCUCUGCUCAACCUACUGCAUAAUGAUCGGGUUGAGAUGGGACCCAGCAUGGCCUCCGGCUCCAAGCCAGAACUGCAGUGGACGGUCCCUCAAGGAUUUAGAGACUCCGUGGACCCCUCUGCGGGCUUUGAACCUGGACGACGUCUGGACAAGAAGGACUUGUACUGGUAUUGAAGCGAGACGGGGGGCGGCUUCAACUGCACCACAUACUGGUGGAUCUGCAAAGCCACCUGGCUUUCUGUUCAACUGUCGGAUGAUUUCUGGUCAAACAGGCCUCACUGAGUGUUAUCUGAGAAUAAUCGCAAGAUAAACACUGCAGCGCUUCCAUUCCUUUGCUGAAAUGACCUCAGUACAUCAGCAUGUAGCAAGUGGAGCGACCUUUCUGAAAGGGAACACUCUUCGACCAACCUGCUCUUCAACUCUGUCACUCCUCUCGCAGAUCGUAGAUCACUGUAUACGAUACGUUGUUGCUCCAGUUGGAUGAAGGGCAUUUUCUUCUGCCUUUAUCAGGCAGUAAAUAGACCAGUAUUACAGUAAGUUAAAGAAUGAACAUUUGUGAGUGUGUAAAUAUUGAUGUUAAUAUCUACAGUUUCAGUUGUUAUGAGACUAUUUCAUAUACUCAAACAAACAAUAAAAAUAGGGAUAGUGAUGUUAAUGACUUGUUUUAUGUAAACUUAAAGUCAUGCACUGUACAAAAAUGGAAUCAUAUAGAAACUUAAAUAUCUGGGAAGACCAACAAAAACAUCUCAAACACAUCUGUGCUGAAGACAGAUGUGUUUACUGAACAUAUUAAAAAUGUGAAAUACGUUUGAAGUAAAACAAAGAGUGUCAAAAACAUUAUUCUGAAAAGUAAUGAGCAUCAGACACACACAAUGACCAAUACUGACACUUAAUGAUGUUUUGUAUAUUUUGUAUAUUUUCCAUUUACUUUAUACAUUUACAUUUUAGAGGGAAAUACUGUACUUUUUACUUCACCACAUUUAUCUAACAGCUAUAAUAUAAUAAGCUACUACAACAUUAAGGUAGGCUACCACUUAAAUAUUAAUGUAUCAAUAAUGAUUCAAACAUAUAUUGGUAUAAUGCCGGUACCAUUCUGUAUAAUGAUUACUUUGACUUUUCUGUUGCCAAUACAUCUGAACUUCUACUGAAGUAGAUUUUAUACGCAAGACUUUUUCUUGUUAUGGAGUAUAUUUAUAGUGUGGUAUUUCUACUUUUACUUAGUAAAUUCUAUUGAUGUCUUCCACCACUGCAUAUGAUGUAUAUUUACCUGUAGUUAUUGAUAUUGUGGAAACCAAGGUGUUCAAUAUUGAAUAAAUAAAUGAGACAUUAUGAAAGAAAUAAUCAUGUGAAGAAAUACAUGUACUGUUUGUCUCAAUUGACCGACAGAGACUUGAUGAUUAAGAAUGGCAAUAUGAAAUAAAAUGAUCU
Anarrhichthys ocellatus (wolf-eel) is the source of this 2275-nucleotide messenger RNA. RefSeq names its product vestigial like family member 1 (gene vgll1l). Gene Ontology annotation, biological process: regulation of DNA-templated transcription. Gene Ontology annotation, cellular component: nucleus. The transcript has 3 exons. The coding region runs from base 452 to 1021 and encodes 189 amino acids. The record is from RefSeq and is a predicted model, not a curated record. Lineage: Eukaryota; Metazoa; Chordata; Actinopteri; Perciformes; Anarhichadidae.